Molecule: messenger RNA, 4361 nt
Organism: Oncorhynchus keta (chum salmon)
Lineage: Eukaryota; Metazoa; Chordata; Actinopteri; Salmoniformes; Salmonidae
Product: B-cell CLL/lymphoma 7 protein family member B-A-like
Exons: 6
Coding region: 110-712 (200 amino acids)
Source: RefSeq, a predicted model, not a curated record
AAGAAGUGAAUGGGUCCCGAAAGCUCGCGAGAGUCGGUGGGCAGGACGGAGAGCUAGCUAAAGCUAAACAGUCUGUCGGAGGCAAAUAAAACUAAAACCAAGCACAAAUAUGUCUGGACGCUCGGUUCGCGCUGAGACACGAAGCCGCGCUAAAGAUGACAUGAAGAAGGUGAUGGCGGCCAUUGAGAGGGUCAGAAGAUGGGAGAAGAAAUGGGUCACUGUCGGGGACACAUCUUUGAGGAUAUUCAAAUGGGUACCAGUGGUGGAUACAAAAGAAGAGAAGAGUAAGGUGGUCCCGGCUGGGGCAGUCAGGGAGCUGAAUAGCUUCUCCACAGAUCCAGCCUCAGAAAACACACACUCAAGUCAUCUGGAUUUUCAUGAUGAGAACAGUAACCAGAGCUCUCUGUCUGAUGCGUACCAGCCCAAAGUGGACAGCAGCAGUAACUCUAGCCCCCAGCCUAGUGAACCUCUGAGCCCCAAGAACCUGUGUGACUUCCGCACAGAUGACUCACAGCCCCCGACUCUGGGCCAGGAGAUCAUGGAGGAGCCGUCAUUGCCAAGUGAACUGGCUGACGAACCUCCGUUGCUAAUUAAAGAGGACUUGUUGCCCCUCACUACUCCGGAGGAAGAGGAGUGUUCUGGAGCUCCACCACUGAAGAGGGUGUGUUCUGAGCAGAACUCUGUCCUGCAGAGCUCCUCAAUGAUGAGCUAACACACUGCACAUAGCAUCAGACUCGGACCCAAUUCACUUCAGGCACUUUGUUGAAUCUCAUUUUUUGAUUUGGAAAAAUCAUCAUUUUCAAUGACAGACAUUUCUGGUUCAUAAAUUGAACAAAACAUUUCAAACAAAUUGAACUCUGAACUAAUUUGCUGAUUUUAAAAUAAAAAGUGCUUUGAACCAGGCCCUGCUUAGCUUUCAGUCAGCGAGUUGCACGACUGCAAGUCUAUCCUCCGAUGACUGCAAUGGAUACAUUUUAAGGACCAGACAUAUAGAAGGACCACCAUACUUGUUAUGAUUUUAUAUUGAAUCUCUUUCAAAGUGAUUUCAUUUUCCCCUUAAAGGACCCAUGAAUAUGUAUUUUUUUUAUUUUACCUUUAUUUAACCAGGUAGGCUAGUUGAGAACAAGUUCUCAUUUGCAACUGCAACCUGGCCAAGAUAAAGCAUAGCAGUGUGAACAGACAACAACACAGAGUUACACAUGGAGUAAACAAUUAACAAGUCAAUAACACAGUAGAAAAAAAGGGGAGUCUAUAUACAAUGUGUGCAAAAGGCAUGAGGAGGUAGGCGAAUAAUUACAAUUUUGCAGAUUAACACUGGAGUGAUAAAUGAUCAGAUGGUCAUGUACAGGUAGAGAUAUUGGUGUGCAAAAGAGCAGAAAAGUAAAUAAAUAAAAACGGAGUGGGGUUGAGGUAGGUGAAAAUGGGUGGGCUAUUUACCAAUAGACUAUGUACAGCUGCAGCGAUCGGUUAGCUGCUCAGAUAGCUGAUGUUUGAAGUUGGUGAGGGAGAUGAAAGUCUCCAACUUCAGCGAUUUUUGCAAUUCGUUCCAGUCACAGGCAGCAGAGUACUGGAACGAAAGGCGGCCAAAUGAGGUGUUGGCUUUAGGGAUGAUCAGUGAGAUACACCUGAAAAACAUCUUAGUUGACACUAUUUAGUUUCAAUGGAUUAACAGCGGAAAACCAAAGCACUCUACCACCACUCUCCCGAGGUAGUGCAGUCCGGUAGGUUACAUGUAUGCCCUUUUUUAAAUGUUCUUUGAUUUGGGAGAUAACAUAUUUUGUAGACAGAAAACAACUUUUCAUGUAAACUAUUUAUUGCAAGGCAAUGACAGAAAAUGUAUGAAGUAAUAGUUGAAUUAAGCUAUGGUCAGUGUUGUAGGUUUUAAGUCUGAUUGGCUCUUUUGAAUGCAGCUUCAUAUUGUGCCAUUGACACUUGUUUACCCAAUGCUAGCUGUCAGGAUCUUUUGUCAGUUUUGACGAUUUCUAAGUCGAGUGUUAUAUCCAUCCAUCCAGGGUACGCUGGUGUGCAAAUCAAACGCACUAAGUUUAACAUUGUAGAAUGUUUCAAAAGUACAAGUACUGUAUGUGAUGUUUCUCAAGUUACUUAAAUGAUGCUACUAGGUCCUUAUUUUUUGUUAUUUAUCUCUUAAAGAUGUUGUCUCAGUUAUUUAAGAGUUCAUUUGUAAAAUGAACACAGAUUGUCUAAAAUCUGACUUGAGUUAUCGUCCUUAGUAACCCAAGGAAGCACUUGUCUUUCUCAGAGAUAUGUUUUAUCUCAUAUUUUACUUGAGUGAAAUUAGGAAAUUUAAUUUAUCAGGUUAGCAUGUACACUGACUAUUUUAUGUUAUUUUGAAAUGAUUGUAAUACUUAAUAGUAACCAUUUAUUUAUAGUACCAGUCAAAAGUUUGGACACCUACCCAUUCAAGGGUUUUUCUUAAUUUGUACUAUUUUCUACAUUGUAGUGAAGACAUCAAAAUGAUGAAAUAACACAUAUGGAAUCAUGUAGUAACCAAAAAAAAGUGUUAAACAAGUUUAAAUAUAUUUUAGAUUCUUCAAAGUAGCCACCCUUUGCCUUGAUGACAGCCUUGCUCACUCUUUGCAUUCUCUCAACCAGCUUCAUGAGGUAGUCACCUGGAAUGCUUUUCCAACAGUCUUGAAGGAGUUCCUACAUAUGCUGAGCACUUGUUGGUUGCUUUUCCUUCACUCUGCGGUCCAACUCAUCCCAAACCUUCUUAAUUGGGUUGAGGUCGGGUGAUUGUGGAGGCCAGGUCAUCUGAUGCAGCACUCCAUCACUCUCCUUCUUGGUAAAAUAGACCUUACACAGCCUGGAGGUGUGUUUUGGGUCAUUGUCCUGUUGAAAAACAAAUGAUAGUCCCACUAAGCGCAAACAAGAUGGGAUGGCGUAUCACUACAGAAUGCUAUGGUAGCCAUGCUGGUUAAGCGUGCUUUGAAUUCUAAAUAAAUCGCAGUGUCCCCAACAAAGCAACCCCACACCAUCACACCACCUCCAUGCUUCACGUUGGGAACCAGAUUUCCACCGGUUUAAUGUCCAUUGCUCGUGUUUCUUGGCCCAAGCAAGUCUCUUAUUCUUAUUGGUGUCCUUUAGUAGUGGUUUCUUUGCAGCAGUUUGACCAUGAAGGCCUGAUUCACACAGUCUCUUCUGAACAGUUGAGAUAUCUGUUACUUGAACUCUGUGAAGCAUUUAUUUGGGCUGCAAUCUGAGGUGUAGUUAAUUGCCAAUUUCUGAGGCUGGUAACUAAUGAACUUAUCCUCUGCAGCAGAGGUAACUCUGGGUCUUCCUUUCCUGUUGCGGUCCUCAUGAGAGCCAAUUUCAUCAUAGCGGUUGAUGGUUUUUGCGACUGCUUUGCACUUUGGAAGUUCUUGAAAUUUUACGAAUUGGCUGACCUUUAUGGCUUAAAGUAAUGAUGGACUGUCAUUUCUCUUUUGCUUAUUUGAGCUGUUCUUUCCAUUUAAUAUGGACUUAGCCCGAUUUGGUAAAAGACUAUCUUCUGUAUACCAACCCAACCUUGUCACAACACAACUGAUUGGCUCAAAUGCAUUAAGAAGGAAAGAGAUUCCACAAAUGUACUUUUAAGAAGGCACACUUGUUAAUUGAAAGGCAUUCUAGGUGACUACCUCAUGAAGCUGGUUGAGAGAAUGCCAAGAGUGUGCAAAGCUGUCAAAGGCAAAGGGUGGCUACUUUAAAUAAUCAAAAAUAGAAAAUGUUUUGAUUUGUUUAACACUUUUUUUGGGUUACUAAAUGAUUCCAUAUGUGUUAUUUCAUAGUUUGUCUUAACUAUUAUUCUACAAUGUAGAAAACAGUAAAAAAAAAAAAGAAAAGGCCUGGAAUGAGUAGGUGUGUCCAAACGUUUGACUGGUACUAUAUACACAACAAAAAUAUAUUUAUUUUUUUCUCUGACAAUCGACAGCAAUUACACUCAAGUUUGGCAAAUAGAUCAGUGUGUUGCGUUGUGGUUCGCCAUUUAUGAAAGAAAUGCUGUAAUAUUUGGGACUGGGUGACAAAAGUUAACUCUCACAAUAUCGCUAGUUAUUACCAAUUUGUAAGUUAUAAUUUUCAGUCUUCAUUGUACUGUUAGUCUCUUGAUAAGACAUGAUUAUUUCAAGUGAUGCCAGUAUGUUGAAUGGGCCACUAAAAUUAAGGCAUUUACAAUCUGAUGACUUCUGUAUGCACAUUUAAAUGACCACCUUGCAGAUUCAUUUUGGAUGUUAGGCCUAUUCUGCUAAUGGAUUAUUUUAUUUUUUAAGGAUGUUUUGAGAUGUUUGUAAGGAGUACUUUGUAUUUUAUUGUAAUUUUCCAAGUACAAAUAAUUUUAUAAAGGAGUAUGGAUAUGGAAAUCUGUA